UCCUUUUGCCUCGAGGAGUUUGAACGCCUUGAUUCUCACUGAAAACUCUCGUCGUGAUCAGUGAAAUCAUGUCUGCAUCAGCGGCUAAAGUCAGUAAAAAGGAACUCAACUCGAACCACGAUGGAGCGGACGAGACCUCGGAAAAAGAGCAACAGGAAGCCAUUGAGCACAUUGAUGAAGUACAGAAUGAAAUUGACAGACUGAACGAGCAAGCGAGUGAGGAAAUUCUCAAAGUUGAACAGAAAUACAACAAACUUCGCCAGCCGUUCUUUCAGAAGAGGUCAGAACUCAUAGCCAAAAUACCAAAUUUUUGGGUCACAACAUUUGUCAACCAUCCACAAGUCUCAGCUCUUCUUGGUGAGGAGGAUGAGGAGGCGCUGCACUAUCUGACCAGAGUAGAGGUGACGGAGUUUGAAGACAUUAAAUCAGGCUACAGAAUAGAUUUUUAUUUCGAUGAAAACAUGUAUUUUGAGAACAAAGUCCUCUCCAAAGAAAUUCACCUGAACGAAAGUGGAGACCCAACCUCAAAGUCAACAGAGAUCAAAUGGAAGCCAGGAAAGGACCUCACGAGCCGCUCCAGUCAGACACAGAGUAAAGCUGGCAAGAAGAGACAACACGAAGAACCAGAGAGUUUCUUUACCUGGUUUUCAGAUCAUGCAGAUUCAGGAGCGGACGAAUUGGGCGAAGUUAUUAAAGAUGACAUUUGGCCAAAUCCUCUACAGUACUACCUGGUCCCAGAUAUGGAGGACGAGGAAGGAGAGGGGGAGGAUGAGGAUGAAGAUGAGGAGGGUCUUGAUGAUAUCGAUGAGGAGGGUGAAGAUGAUGGAGAGGAAGAGGAUGAUGAUGAUGGCGAGGAUGAGGGUGAGGAUGACUGAAGCUGGAAUGAGGAUUAUUAUUCCAGUCCCAAAUUGCUUUAUUGGCUUUUGUUUUUGGGGAGCAAGAUGCUUCUUUUUUCCUCUUCAGAUUGUUUUUUGUUUUGAGCUCCAUCUAUUCCUCUUCAAUGAAAUUGCCAUGUUGAAGUUCCCCAAACAGACUCCUAAUAAACUGACUGUAAAUCCCGCCAACAUGGCAUUUACCAUCUCAAUUCCCAAAUGCAUUUCGAGGUAAAAAGCAAAACACUGUAGUAUCGGCAGCAGCCAUCUGGAGUAGACUUGCGAAUAGUGUUUUUGUUUGUGUUGUUUUUUUUUAUAAAUAUAUAUGUACAAAUAUGUAUAAUUUUCUUCCUGUUAAAGUUGUGUUGUUAAUUGAACCGAAGCCAUGGUGCGCAGUGAUCUGCUAGCUCUAGCAUUCUCCAGGGUUUUCUUUCUUUUUUGUGUUCAAACCCUUCAUGGUUUAAUCAGCAGGUAGAAACUGGUUGUUACCUCUUGUGGGCUGAGGAAAGAGGGUAUAUGGACACCACCUUUUGAGUUUUUGAUUUUUAUCUUGUCUUGUUUUACAGACAUCCACCAGAUUUGAAAUGACAUUUUUGAUAAAGAAAAUAAAAUCUUCAAAAACAGUAGCCUAAUCAUGCUUGUAAAUUGACCUCACUGUCUGUAUUACCGUAAACUUUCAACUGUUUAGUUAAUUGUUCUAAUAAAACACCAUGUUUGGGAUUCAUCUAGUGGCAAAGAAAA
Misgurnus anguillicaudatus (oriental weatherfish) is the source of this 1613-nucleotide messenger RNA. It is a transcript of the gene seta, whose product is annotated as SET nuclear proto-oncogene a. NCBI's taxonomy places the organism in Eukaryota, Metazoa, Chordata, Actinopteri, Cypriniformes, Cobitidae. Gene Ontology annotation, biological process: nucleosome assembly. The record is from RefSeq and is a predicted model, not a curated record. Gene Ontology annotation, cellular component: nucleus.